AUCGGGAGGCCUGAUAGUCCAGUCCAAUCCUGCAAGCCGUGCUUCAAGACCACACAAAAGACAAAGCAGCAGCAGAGAAUGAGCGGCAGGAAAGUAGCCGUGAUCACGGGCGCGAACGGCGGACUUGGCUACGCGAUUGCGUGCCGGCUGCUGGACAAGAUUCCGCAGACGGUGCCGUUGACGAUAGUUGUGAGUACGCGGCACAUGCGAAAGGCGGUGGAGACGAUCAACAAGCUGCGCAAGUACUGUCCCGAGCGGGACUUGCUUUCGUUUGACUACGUGCUGCUUGAUUUGGGGUCGCUGGAGUCGGUGCAUGAGGUCGCGGGGCAGCUGCUGGAGCGGUAUAAGCAUAUCGACUAUCUGUUUCUGAACGCGGGAGGGGGGGAUUUUGCGGGCAUCGACUGGGUUGGAGCGACGAAGGAGGUGCUGAAGAACCCGAUCGAUGCGAUGACGCAUCCGAAGUUUAAGAAGGAGCGGAUUGGAAAGGUGUCUGUUGAUGGAAUCGGGUGGGUGUUUCAGAUAAACAUCCUCGCAAACUACGUGCUUUCGAAACGGCUGCUUCCUGUGCUCUCGGGAGGCGGGCGGGUUAUCUUCAUCGGCUCGGUCGAGGCGGAGAUCGCGUACCCGUUCGACGAGAAGGAUAUGCAGCUGAUCCACACCGACCAGGCCUACGUCGACAGCAAGCGCGAGCUCGAGUACGUGCACGCGGCGAUUGCGCAAAAGUGGAAGGCCGAGCAGGACGUGCUGGUGUACAUGACGCACCCGGGCAUCUGCCACACCGCGAUCUUCGCCGACCAUCUCAACUGGCUGACGACGUUUGGCAUGCUGUUUUUGUUUUACGUCGUGCGCUGGCUGGGCAGUCCGUGGCACGUAAUCGACGCGUACAAAGGUGCUGCGGCACCGGUGUUUGCCGCGAUCGAGGCGGUGCCGGAGGAGACUGCGGAUCCGGCCGAGACGGUGAAUUACGGGUCUGCGUGCGACGCGUGGGGACAGUCGUAUAUCAGGCGGAAGGCGACGGGGACGGAGGAGGAGAAGAAGAUUGGGGAUGUGAUUGUGGAGGAGAUGGAGAAGUUGUCGGCGGAUGCGCUGCAGCGGAUUAAUUUGGGAGAGACGCAGAUUUAGACUAUAGAAUGUAGAUAGUAUGAUAAAAAAAAAGAACGCCUAUUUACACUAUAUACAAAUGCCCCGAAACGAAUACAA
Messenger RNA from Myxozyma melibiosi, 1200 nucleotides. RefSeq lists its product as uncharacterized. The transcript has a single exon. Gene Ontology annotation, cellular component: mitochondrial outer membrane; lipid droplet; endoplasmic reticulum membrane. Gene Ontology annotation, biological process: ergosterol biosynthetic process. Gene Ontology annotation, molecular function: 3-beta-hydroxysteroid 3-dehydrogenase (NADP+) activity. The coding region runs from base 79 to 1122 and encodes 347 amino acids. The record is from RefSeq and is a predicted model, not a curated record. NCBI's taxonomy places the organism in Eukaryota, Fungi, Ascomycota, Lipomycetes, Lipomycetales, Lipomycetaceae.